This is a messenger RNA of Arvicanthis niloticus (Nile rat), 3394 nucleotides long. The record is from RefSeq and is a predicted model, not a curated record. Lineage: Eukaryota; Metazoa; Chordata; Mammalia; Rodentia; Muridae.
UUUCCACACUGGCUGUCUUCGUGUGGUCCAGCCCUGUUUUGUUUGGCUGAGGGAUAGGGCGAUUUUAGGCUCUCCUUUGAAAGCUACUUUUUAAAGUUUAUUCCUAUGUAGCAUAGGCUGGGCUUGAACUCAAGAACCUUCGCAAGUGCUGGGACUGCAGUCUGCUCUCAGCAAGCGUUUGAGGUCAGAAGUGGAGUAUUACCUUCUAACAUCUCUUUGGGGGGAAAAGAAAGGAGGAAAGAGAGGGUGGAGUCGGAUGUGACUAGGCCAGGGAAGAUGAGUGACUAGGUGUAUCUCAAAUUGUCAGAUUCUCUGGAUGAUUUAAACAAAUGCUUUGGAGAAUUGCAGUGGUUAGGAGCCCUGGGGUCAGACUGUUCUUUCUUAACCCCUGCUGAGCCGCCUCCUCCAAGUGUGAGCUAGGAAUAUUGAUGCCUGAUGACUUCUCGGGAUCAGCUGGUGCAGCAGGUGCUGCGCGACCUGCAGGAGGCAGUGGAGUCUGAGGGCUUGGAGGGUCUCAUCAGUGCUGCCCUGGAGGCCAAACAGGUCCUGUCUUCCUUCACCCUCCCCAUCUGCCAGAAGGGUGGCCCUGGCGCCCAGGUGCUGGAGGUGGACUCUGUGGCCUUGAGUCUGUACCCAGAGGAUGCUCCUCAGAACAUGCUGCCCUUGGUGUGCAAGGGUGAGGGUAGCCUGUUGUUUGAAGCGGCCAGCAUGUUGUUGUGGGGGCACGCCGGUCUCAGCCUGGAGCUGCGGGCCCGCACUGUGGUGGAGAUGCUUUUGCAUAGGCACUAUUAUCUCCAGGGCAUGAUCGACUCCAAGGUGAUGCUGCAGGCUGUGCGCUACUCCCUGUGCUCUGAGGAGUCCCCCGAGAUGACCAACCUGUCUUUUGCCACCCUGGAGGCCAUCUUUGAUGCUGACGUCAAGGCUACGUGCUUCCCUACUAGCUUCUCCAAUGUGUGGCACUUGUACGCCCUUGCUUCCAUCCUUGAGCGCAAUAUCUACUCUAUCUACCCUAUGCGCAAUGUUAAGAUCCGACCCUAUUUUAACCGUGUUAUCAUGCCUCGCCGCUCCACCCACGUGACCUCCAUGCUGCACAUCAUGUGGGCUGGUCAGCCCCUCACCAGCCACCUCUUCCGGCACCAGUAUUUUGCCCCUGUGGUUGGGCUGGAGGAGGUGGAGGCCGACAGUACUGCGAGCCUGGACCCUGUUUCUCCAAACCUGGGUCCUCUGCUACCACCAGCCAAAACCCUAGAGCUGCUCAACCGUGAACCCGGCCUCAGCUACUCCCGCCUGUGUGACCGCACCAGCAUCACCAAGAGCACCUUCUAUCGCUGGCGGCGGCAGACCCAAGAGCAUCGGCAGAAGGUGGCCACCCGCUUCUCUGCCAAGCACUUCUUGCAGGACAGCUUCCACCGUGGGGGCUUUGUGCCAUUGCAACAGUUCCUGCAGAGAUUCCCUGAGAUCUCCCGUUCUACCUACUAUGCCUGGAAGCAUGAGCUGCUUGGUUCUGGUGCCAACUCAGCCCAGGUUCCAGCCACUCCAUCCCUGGAGGCACUGGCUGCGCCAGAGGUGAAGAAGCCUUCAGGGGAAAAGGCUGCUGAGGAGGUGGGGUGUUCCCCACUGGAAGUAGCAAUGUCAAGCUCCGCUAGCAUGAUCUUGAUGCAGCGUGCCAAGUCUUACUUGGAGCAUUGCAUCUCCCUGAACAAACUGGUACCCUAUCGCUGCUUCAAAUGCAGGUUCCCUGGCAUCUCGAGAUCCACCUACUACAACUGGAGACGGAAAGCCCUCAGGAGGACCUCCAGUUUCAAGAUGUCCCCAGCUCUUGAAACUACGGAGUCUCUCCAGUCAGCAGAUGCCGGGAAAGAAACGCUACUCUCUUUGAAGAGUGAGGUGGGAGAGGAGGGGACAGGGAAAGCAGAAAGUGGAGCUCCUCUUACUUCCCAGGGGCUCAGAUCCUCCAGGAUGCCCUUAUCUCGUUGGCAGAGACGACUGCGCAGGGCUGCCCGCAAGCAGGUGCUAAGUGGGCACCUACCCUUCUGUCGCUUCCGCCUCCGUUACCCUAGCCUGUUACCUUCCACUUUUUGGGUAUGGAAAAGUCUUUCCGGAAGAUGGCCCCGCAUGCAGGCUCCCUCUUUGGGCCAAAGGAAGCAGAAGCCAAAGGAACUGCGGAAGCCAGAGGAACAGUGGAAGCCGGAGGAGCUAGAGGAACGGCAGAAGCCAGUUGAAUGGCAGGCUAUGGAAGCUGUUCAGAAUGUAAUGUCUGUGGCGGUUCCUCCAGUGGAAACACUGCCAGUGGCUGCUUCUCCAGAAAACACUCCAGAAGAUGCCCCAGGAGGGCCUUCCAGAGAGGGGAUCAUUCAAGAGGUAGCUAUGGCCCAGGGCCAACCCCAUAGUGGAUCCUUGCCAAGCCAGACUGUAGCAAUGGCACCAGGUGGCAGCGAUAGGCAGAUGUUGGUGAUGGACAUGCUUACCACCACUAGGUUCAAGGCCCAGGCCAAGCUGUUCCUGCAGAAGCGCUUCCAGUCUAAGACUUUCCCGUCCUACAAGGAGUUCCAAGCUCUCUUCCCUCUCACCGCCCGCUCCACCUACUACAUGUGGAAGCGGGCACUCUAUGAAGGUCUCACGCUGGUUGAUGGCUGACGGGAGGGGAUAUAGAACAUGGGAAGAGGAGGAGCUGAGUUGCCUCCUGACUCAGGCUACGAUGUCCUAGGAUGGACAGGUGGAAAUCAGCUGCCUGCUCUGACGACAAAAGCUAUAGGAGGGCCAAUUGUCUCUUUGGUUGUUGGCUGGUCACAUAUUUUUGUUGUAUUUCAUUUUUCUUUUUUUCAUUAAUUUGGGUUGGCAGGACCCCCCUUAUGCCCCUUGUCAGUGUUAAAGCUCUGUUAUGUUUGGGCCAGGGCUGCUCUCAGCUUUUACUGGGCCCACAAGGAAAGUAUCACAGCGUGGCCAUUAUCUCCUGUCAGACAGAAUAAAUAUAUAUGCUUUUUCUUUUCUUCUUAAGGGUUAUAUCUUUUUUUUUUCCCCCUCAAAAAUGUCUUCCAAAGGAACAUGAAGAUUGAGUCUGAGGCAUCUGUGUGAGUUCUGCCUCAGAUCCUCAGUGGAGAAGGACUGAGCUUCACAGAACAAAACAUGGUUGCCCCUAAAACAGGAAAGGCUGCCAGACACUGGAGACCCCAAAGAGGGCAUCCUGCACCCUCUGCUGGGGGGUCUUUUCAGGUCAUCUGUCUUCCAGCCUGGCUGCUGUUGGGGACCUGCUUUUCUGCUGAGCCUCCUCAAACGCCAGGCACAUCUUGGGCAAGGCGCUACAAGGUUACAAGGCUGGUGGGGGAUUGAAUUUUCAUUGUCCAGCAGCACAGUUGGAAAACCAAAGAAAAUAAAGUGAUACCUUGCCCACACA